This is a messenger RNA of Linum trigynum, 4018 nucleotides long. Lineage: Eukaryota; Viridiplantae; Streptophyta; Magnoliopsida; Malpighiales; Linaceae. The record is from the annotation of a GenBank genome assembly.
CUACACACCAAGGCCAGGCCCAGGUCCGGCUGGAUUCAAAGCGUGUACCGGACGGAGACGUUGUCAUUAAACAAUAAUAUAGUAAUAAUAAUAAUAAUUAAAUACAAUAAACCCGAAAACUCACGUCACCGAAAAGUCAGCCUUGGGCCUCUCUUUUCUUUUUCCUCCAAUUUGUUUAAUUUCCCUUCGCCCAAUAUUCAUUCGCUCCUCAGUCCUCCCUUUCGUCUUUCAUUUUCUUUCCAUGCUUCGCCCUUCGGCCGUCCCAUUCCCGUAGAACAGUGUACAACAAGGUUGUCAAACCGGUUUAAGUCAUUGAGCCGGCAAGCAAGGGGUUUGAGGUUUAAUGGUCUGAUCGGGGUCCGGCCGGUUUGAGCCGUUUUAGACGUUUUCUAAAUAUAUAUACAAAUAAAGUAGUAAUUAAAAAUUUAAUGAGUGAAAUAAAAUUUAUCUUGCAUAUAUCUAUUAAAAACUUAUUUUCAACAAAAUAAAUCUACCUAACCUCCAUGAUCCACCUACCAUUUCCCUUCCUUCGUUCUUUUUCCUCUCUUCUGCCUCUCUUCUUCUCCCUGUUUAGGGGUCAGGCCGGGGGGUUUUCUGGAAGUCAUUUUGAAGCCCGACUCGAGUUAAACCGGGUCCAACCGGGGGGUUCGAUAGGGGUUUAACAACCUUGGUGUACAACUAAUAAAACACACCUUCCUUCAUCCGCACCCGACAAUCAAUUUACCAACACCAACACCAACACCAAAAACAAAAACAAAAAAGGAAAACAAAAGAGACUUUUCACUCACUCUCUCUUCUCCAGCCGGCUCUCCAGUUCUUCGCUCCACAACAGAACAACCCAGCGGAGAUAUGAUCCAUCCGCAUCCGCCAUCUACGCCACCGCGAUUCUGAUCCCUCCUCCUUCGAUUUCUCUCCCUCUCCUUCCGAUUACUCACCCGCAGGAUAUUCUCUCUUCUAUUCCCUCCAUCGCAAACCCUAAGAUUCCAGAGGAAGAGGUGAACGAGACCGGCCCCGGCGCCGCUCACUUCCAGAUGGCGACCACCACCACUACCAGCCUCGGCGGCGGCGGGGGCGACGAUCGGGUCAUGGCCACGGCGCAGCAGAUCGUCAAGAGCCUCAACACGCCGGCCAACGUCAGGGAAGACAUGCUCCUCAUCUUCUCCAGCUUCGACAACCGCCUCUCCAACAUCACCGAUUUGGUCAACGACGACGACCGCAAGGCCCGCUCCAAGCUCGACGCCGCCGAGCAAGUCAUUAUGCGCUGGGAUUCGUCUCAAACCGCUCUUCCCUCCUGGUGCGACUGCCCCGAGGACGCCGUCGACUACUUGACUGCCGUCGACGAGGUCCUCGACCUGCUCGACGACCUCUCCUUUAAGGAUGCCAGCAUCGAGGCCGUGGACCGGGCCGAGACCGCCGUCCAGGUUGCUAUGACGAGGCUGGAGGAAGAGUUUCGCCACAUCCUCACCAGGAACACUGUCCCGCUCGAUGCCGAGAGGCUGUACGGGUCCAUUCGUAGGGUCUCUGUCUCGUUUGUGGGUAACGAGGGGGAGAUCAUCGACGACGAAUUCGAGAGUUUCGGUGAGGUAGAUAGUGCUCGUGGGAGCGGCUAUUUCCACGAGCGCGGGGCUAGUUUGGGCGAUGAUAUUUGUGUGGAUUUGAUCAACCCUGAUGCCGUUGGGGAGCUGAGGGAGAUCGCUGAUCGAAUGAUCCGUUCUGGGUACGAGAAAGAGUGUGUUCAGGUUUACUGUAGUGUCAGGAGGGAGGCUCUGGACGAGUGUUUGGCUAUCUUGGGAGCUGAGAAGCUUAGCAUAGAAGAGGUUCAGAGGAUUGAAUGGAAAAUUUUGGAUGAGAAGAUGAAGAAAUGGGUGCAGGCUGUUAAGAUUGGAGUUAGGGUUCUUCUCUCUGGGGAGAAGAGGCUGUGUGAUCAGAUAUUCGGGACCUCCGAUUCAGCUAGGGAGAUUUGUUUCAAUGAGAAUGCUAAAGGGUGUAUAAUGCAGCUGCUAAAUUUUGGGGAGGCGGUGGCCAUUGGUAGGAGAUCAUCAGAGAAACUCUUUAGGAUCUUGGAUAUGUAUGAUGUACUGAGAGUUGUUAUUCCAGACUUGGAGAUGAUGGUAACAGAUGAUUUCCUGUGUGGUGAGGCAAAGGGAGUUCUCUCUGGACUUGGAGAAGCUGCUAAAGGAACUUUCUCAGAGUUCGAGAGCGCCGUGCAGAACGAGAGUUCCAGGAGGCCUAUGGUUAGUGGGGAGAUUCAUCCCCUUACACGGUAUGUGAUGAACUAUGUGAAAUUAGUAGUGGACUAUAGCCAGACAUUGAAUUCCCUCUUGACGGUGAGUGAUGAGGAUGAAUCUAGUGGUGGCUCGGGUUCACAUACUGAUGACGGUGAGGAGAAUGCAACUCCUAUAUCAAGGAGGGUUUUGGCCCUAUUGGCAAACCUAGAGUCAAAUCUCGAGGAGAAGUCUAAGUUAUACGAGGAUGGUGCUAUGCACUACAUAUUCCUGAUGAAUAACAUUCUGUACAUGGUGCAGAAAGUAAAAGACUCGGAACUCAUUAAGGUGGUGGGAGAUCAGUGGGUUCGAAAACGCCGGGGAAAGAUACGUCAAUAUGCUACCUCUUAUCUUAGGGCUGCUUGGAGUAGGGCUUUGUCAUGUUUGAAGGAUGAAGGGAUUGGUGGAAGCUCGGGGAGUGCAUCGAGAGUGGUUUUGAAAGAAAGGUUUAAGAGUUUCAAUGCAUGCUUUGAAGAUAUAUACAGGGUUCAGACAGGAUGGAAGGUCCCAGAUCCUCAGCUUCGCGAAGAGCUAAGAAUCUCUAUAUCUGAAAAAGUGAUACCUGCUUACCGGGCGUUUAUGGGACGGUUUGGAAGCCAUCUAGAGAGCGGGAAGCAUUCAGGGAAGUACAUAAAGUUCACACCAGACGAUCUGGAGAAUUAUGUGCCUGAUCUAUUUGAAGGGACACCUCUUGUUAUUCACCACUUGAGAAGGAAGAGUUAGUAGGAUGGAUAGACUGGGUGGCUCGGGUAACAGGUAUCAAUCACUUGCUUGCUUAAGACUUAGAAGAAGGAACGGAGUUCCUCGUUUCGAAUGUAUGCGCGAUAUAUGGUUUUUUUUUCUUUUCUUUUUCGUUUUGUUUAUUAGUUGUUGGUUAUUGUCAAUGCUUGAGUAGAGAAACAAACAGAUGCUCCCUGAAAGUCGAAACAGUCUUUGAAUGCUGUAUUUUAAGUUUGUUGUACAUUUAAUAUAGACUCUUAAGUAUCCAUUCUCAUUUUUGCCAAUACUGCAGCUGGUUCUUAGUCACGAAUGAAGCUCAGUGGUUUGAGUGCGUAUGUGAAUCCAAGUUAACAGAUUCGUCUCAAUAAACGAUGCUGUGCCAUUGGCGAAGUGUGUUUCUCUUGUCAUGUCAACAUAACCCACCCCUAAAGACUGAAGUUUUGCAGUUGAGAAUUAUGUUAGAACUGUAAACAUCGUGCAGGUUUGAUAAGUUAGUUCUCGUUCUGUGUGUGUGUGUGUCGAUAAGGUAUACCUUGCAUACGUGAAUAAGAUCCAGUCAUAGAUACGGUAGAUUCUUUGUUGUUCUUCUUUCGUGUUAGUAGCCACUGGAUCAUUGUGGCAUAUCCUUCCUCUGUUUAGGCAGGGCCUAUUAGUGAAGUGUUGUGUUUAUUAGGGUGCUGCUGUGUUUGCCUGAUAAUGUUAUCAGUGUUGAGACGGGAUUUUGUUUGUCCAUCUUAAACCAGAGGCAGCUAACCCGGAUACAAACCAAACCACAUGCGCAUUGCGCGGUUGCGGCCAAGGCUAACAGAGCAGUAGCCUUGCUCAUCCGGAUACUAGUUGUGUGUGCCUGCGUCCAUUUCAACUUUUUCUUCGUCGUUGAGGAAGGUCGUGAAUGGGCGGGCAGGAAGGAGGGGACUGGAAGAAGUGCAAAUUGGAAUCACCGUGGAGGAAGGAGGGUUUUGUCUGUUCGCUCACCUGAGUUCCCAUAAGACAAGGCUCGGGUCUGGGCGACAACAUAAAGACUUUUUCCCCUU